Molecule: messenger RNA, 1759 nt
Organism: Chanos chanos (milkfish)
Lineage: Eukaryota; Metazoa; Chordata; Actinopteri; Gonorynchiformes; Chanidae
Gene: selenol
Product: selenoprotein L
Exons: 9
Biological process (GO): prostaglandin biosynthetic process
Molecular function (GO): prostaglandin F synthase activity
Source: RefSeq, a predicted model, not a curated record
UACAGUUUAAUAGGGGUGAGCUCCUGCGUGUUUAUGGUGUAGGCCAAUGUAUGGCGUCCUCUUCGCAAAUCUGAAAUGACAAGUUCGGUGUCUGAAAGUGUGCUAAUCAGCGCACUAAGAGAUUUCAUCUCGACUGGAAGGAGUUUGCUAGAAAUUGCAGAACAAGGGAUCACACAAGACGACUCUCAAGAUGCCGUGGCCAGCAAACUUAAUGUGCUGUUUGGGAUAAUCGCAGCGGGAGCAGGUUUCUACAACAGUUUGUCUGUUAAGAAAAGGAGUGAAGCUGAGGAAAUAUGGAAGAAUUACUAUCACCAUGGGGAGGUCAGGGACCUCGUUGAAGAUUUUUUGCAGUUGGAGACGGACUGGGACGGUUUUCUGAACCGAUUGGACACACAGCUGCAGAUGAAUGACAAAAUUCUCGCAAACUCACCCACUGCAAACACCCUCAGUCCAGACAUCCCGCUGGUUGACGUCAAAAAGGGAGAGCAGGUCUUUUUGGGUCAAUAUUUUGGAAAAGGGGAGAAGCUGUUGUUAGUCCUGCUCCGACAUUUUGCUUGACUACCAUGACGAGACCACUUGUCAGAGCUGAAGGAGAACAAGAAUCUUCUAGAAGCUCAGUCAGUCAGAGUGGUGGUGGUCUCGUACGGAUCUUUGGAUGGAGCUCGGUUUUGGCUCUCUCAGACCAGCUACGACUUUCACAUGCUGCACGACACCGAGAGAAAGAUAUACAGAGCAUUUGGUUUGGGAUCGUCUUUCGCCAAAGUCGCCAAGUUUGACUCUCUGCUUCGGUACUCUGAGUACCCCGUGGCGAACCGAGAAUUCCCCGAUGUUCCUUCACAGUUUAUCGACAAUGUGUUUCAGAUGGGCGGUAACUUUGUCGUUGAUGAGAGAGGAAAAGUGAUCUUCGCUCAUCCAUGUAAAAAUCCUUUAGACAGACCAACAGCUAAAGAGAUAGCAGCAGCCAUUUCCCUCUCCUCUAACCUGUAAAACUACACCACAAAAGACAGCAGGCAACGCUGGGUCAAAUAUGUAUUUUAAAGGAAUAUAGAAAUGAGAGGAUUCGUUCCAAUACACUUACUGACCCCCAUUCUUUAUCUUCAUGAAAAGGCCUGAACUGACCAAAUCUGUGCCUUAUAAAUUUCCAUAGAGAUGAUAAUCAUUAGCAUACUAAAACUCAGAAAUUAGUGAUAUGCCCCAAAUCUACACCUGUAGAGCUAUUUAAAGGUAAAAAACACAAUUGCAAAACAAUGCGUAAUCAGUGAAUCGUUUCUUUCUAUGGCAUUAUGACCCAACCUCUUAACUCUUGUAUAGUAGACUACAUACUUCAGCAUGUCUUUGACUAGGGCAUACUUUUAAGCAGGGUCCAGGUGAGGGGUCAAAGGACGAGGCCUGUGAUUAUUCUUUUCCUGUAGAUGGAUAUUUGACCCAGCUCUACUAUGCUGGCUUCACAGAGGAAGAUCUCCCGCGGGUUGUGCAAAUGAUGGUAGGAUUCAAACUCAUAGCCUUAUGAUGAGUCCUGUCUGAUGUGAACCCACAACCUUCUGGAACUUUCUUCUUCUCUGUGAAGUUGGCAGAAAUCUCUUAUGUACACAUAGACACACAGAGUUACUGUAGUUUAUGAAUCAACGAAACUUGUUAACUAUAUACAGUGUACACAUACAUGAAACACAAAUGAUGUGAUAUAAUUCAUAUAAUAUUUUGCAUCAUACCAUUGUAGCCUUGCAAUCUUUAACUAAUAAAUUACUUCUGUUUAAUCUGG